Messenger RNA from Trematomus bernacchii (emerald rockcod), 3568 nucleotides. RefSeq names its product cysteinyl-tRNA synthetase 1 (gene cars1). Bases 85 to 2319 code for a protein of 744 amino acids. The record is from RefSeq and is a predicted model, not a curated record. Gene Ontology annotation, biological process: cysteinyl-tRNA aminoacylation. Gene Ontology annotation, molecular function: cysteine-tRNA ligase activity; ATP binding. NCBI's taxonomy places the organism in Eukaryota, Metazoa, Chordata, Actinopteri, Perciformes, Nototheniidae. The transcript has 22 exons. Gene Ontology annotation, cellular component: cytoplasm.
UACCGUUAGCAUAUAGUGCACGGGUUCUUGUUCUUCCGGACACGUUAUUGUUGCAUCAGCAUCCAACCAUCCAGCACUGUGGAUAUGUCGACCUCAGGAGAGCCAGCGAAAGGAAAGCGGGUUCAGCCCCCUUGGUCUCCACCAGCAGGAACAAAUGUUCCCCAUCUGAGGCUCUACAACAGCCUGACCAGAGAAAAGGAGCCGUUUGUCCCCCAGUGCGGGAACAAGGUCACAUGGUACAGCUGCGGGCCAACAGUGUACGAUGCCUCACACAUGGGACACGCCAGAUCCUACAUAUCAUUCGAUAUUCUGCGAAGGAUACUGAAGGACUACUUUAAGUACGACGUCCUCUACUGCAUGAACAUCACAGACAUAGAUGACAAAAUCAUUAAGAGGGCCCGGCAGAACCACCUGCUGGAGCAGUACAAGGAGAAGCAGCCGCACGCCGCUCAGAUCCUGCAGGACGUCCUGAGCGCCAGAGGGCCCUUUCAGGCUAACUUGGCUCUGACCACAGACCCCGAUAAGAAGCAGAUGCUGGAGAGGCUGGACGCUGCUGUCGCGGCCGCCCUGCAGCCCCUGCAGGCGGCCAUGGAGGGCAAAGCAGCCCAGGAGGUCGUACAGCCCCUGGCAGAGGAGCUGCUGCAGAACUCCAAGGACUUGCUCUCUGAUUGGCUGGAUACGCAGUUUGGAAGUCAAGUCACAGAGAAUUCCAUCUUCUCCAUUCUGCCUAACUAUUGGGAGGGAGAUUACCAUAAAGACAUGGAAGCCCUGAACGUUCUUCCUCCAGACGUUCUGACUCGAGUCAGUGAAUACGUGCCUGAGAUCGUGGACUUUGUGAAAAAGGUGAUCUCCAACGGUUACGGGUAUGAAUCGAACGGUUCUGUGUACUUUAACACCUCCAAGUUUGAUGGCUGUCCGCACCACUCGUAUGCAAAACUGGUGCCAGAGGCUGUCGGAGAUCAGAAAGCUUUGCAGGAGGGAGAAGGUGACCUGAGCAUCUCUGCUGACAGAUUAGGGGAGAAAAAGUCCCAGAACGACUUUGCCUUGUGGAAGGCCUCCAAGCCCGGAGAGCCUUCAUGGGACUCUCCAUGGGGGAAGGGAAGGCCCGGCUGGCAUAUUGAAUGUUCGGCCAUGGCUGGCUCCAUCCUGGGAGAGUCCAUGGACAUCCACGGUGGGGGGUUUGAUCUUCGAUUCCCCCAUCACGACAACGAGUUGGCUCAGUCCGAGGCUUUCUUUGAGAAUGAUCACUGGGUCAGAUACUUCCUGCACACCGGACACCUGACGAUCGCAGGCUGCAAGAUGUCAAAGUCUCUGAAGAACUUCAUCACUAUAAAAGACGCCCUGGCAAAGAACUCAGCCCGUCAGCUCCGUCUGGCUUUCUUGAUGCAUUCCUGGAAAGACACCCUGGACUACUCCUCCAACACCAUGGAGUCAGCCGUGCAGUACGAGAAGUUCAUGAAUGAGUUCUUCCUGACUGUGAAAGACAUAAUGCGCGCUCCUACUGAUAUCACCGGGCGAUAUGAGAAGUGGGAGGCAGCAGAGGUGGAGCUCAACAACAGUUUCUACGACAGGAAGUCUGCCAUCCAUGAGGCUCUGUGUGACAACGUGGACACGCGCACCGCGAUGGAGGAGAUGAGAGUGCUGGUCGGCCAGAGCAACAGCUACAUCGCCAGCAGGAAGAGCGCCAAGCUGAGGCCCAACCGCAUGCUGAUGGAGAGCAUCGCUGCCUACCUCACCAGCAUACUGAAGGUAUUCGGUGCCAUCGAAGGAUCAGAGCCCAUCGGUUUCCCAGUGGGACAAAGUCAGAACGUUGAUCUGGAGACCACAGUGAUGCCGUACCUCUCAGUGUUGUCAAACUUCAGAGAGGAAGUCCGUAAAAUAGCAAGAGACAAGAAAGUGAUGGAGUUGCUACAACUGUGUGAUGUUGUCCGAGACGAUACGUUACCGGAGCUGGGGGUCCGUCUGGAGGAUCAUGAAGGUCUGCCCACAGUGGUGAAACUGGUGGACAAGGAGACCUUACUGAAGGAGCGAGAGGAGAAGAAACAGGUGGAAGAAGAGAAGAAAAGGAAGAAGGAAGAAGCUGCAAAGAAGAAACAGGAACAAGAGAUGGCUAAACUGGCGAAGAUGAAAGUCCCUCCAUGUGAAAUGUUUCGCUCAGAAACCGACAAGUAUUCCAAAUUCGAUGAAAUGGGUUUCCCCACUCACGAUGUAGAAGGGAAGGAGCUGAGCAAAGGACAAGCCAAGAAGCUGCAAAAGUUCUUCGACGCUCAGGAGAAAUUACACAACGAUUAUCUUCAGAUGAACCAAAAUGGCAACUGAUAAUGUUUACAUACUGCCCAAGACAUCCAGGCUAAAGAAAACCUAGAGAAUAAAUGUUUAGGGUCAUCUUUUCUCUACUCUCCAUCUGUUUUGGAUCAGAAAACAAAUAUGGUUCUUCAUUACCAAAGUCCAUGUAUAGCUUUUCAAAAUAAAAGGGGCAAAAGAAGAGAAUUAGAGGAGAAGGAGGUCCUCCUUGUUCUGUUUCUCCACAGCAGCAAAACAAGGCAAAAACUGAAGUGAGGUUUUAUGAUGUGAUAAAACAAUUUUUUUAUACAUAGAUUAUGUUUUUGAUUGAAACUCUGUAACACUGCCAGUCGUUUGAAGGAUUAAAUAGAUUGUUUGCUGUAUGAUUUAACUUUGAAUUUCGAAAUGAACUACAAAUUAAUGGAUGUAGGAAAUUGGGAUACAUCUACACUAUGUAAAGAUGGACGAAGAAAACAUGAAUCUCCAAGUUUCUGGACUCUACUGGAGUGUUGAACAUCUUUCUUUCAAUUUGUGUCAGUGCUUAGAUUUCCAUAGAUGUACCUAGGAUACUUGAUGUAUUUAAAAAAUUAACUUCAAUUGCAUUUGGGGCAUUCCUUGUUUCAGUUACAUAUUCUCUAAGUUUACUGCAUUUGUACAGUCUUAAAGGAUACAAUUGUUGUGUUCUAUACUAGUUUUUUGUCAAUGAUUCCCAUGAAAAGACCUAGAAUAACAACAUGUUUGUCUGUCUUUCCAAACUGUACCUACUGGAAAUGUAAAUCUUUCAAAAACAUAUACUUUUCUUUCCUAACAUUUUUUCCUAAAAUAACUCAAACAAAAGGAAAUUGUGCAUUUGUUAGGGACUAUUUUAUUAGCGGUGGAUACAUUCACAUUACAUACAAGGAAGCGCUGUGCCACAGGGCAAUAACACAGUAGAUAUUUUCCUAUUUGAAGGAUCAAUUUAUUGUUGGUCUUUUCAUGUGCUUUGUUGACAAUUAGAGACAUAUAGAAUAUCAGCAACCUAUUUCUCAUCAUUCUGGAAAGAUACAGCUUCUCACACCCUCUGUUAGUGUGAUCUCUCAUGGCUUGAGUGACACCCCACAAAGAGGAGCCUUUUAUUAUUCAACCGUCCAUUAGGGUCAUGCAUUUUUGUACUGUUUGUGUAUUGCAAUUCCAUGGUUGUGUGAAUGCAAAGUAAUGCUUUCAUAUAGGAAGAAACUGAACAAAUAAAGAGGCAGAGAGCGCUACUGAUUUUCUUUCAAGAAAUAAAAUUGAUCAUUCUUGUAAA